This is a messenger RNA of Sabethes cyaneus, 3118 nucleotides long. It is a transcript of the gene Prp6, whose product is annotated as pre-mRNA-processing factor 6. The coding region runs from base 113 to 2908 and encodes 931 amino acids. NCBI's taxonomy places the organism in Eukaryota, Metazoa, Arthropoda, Insecta, Diptera, Culicidae. Gene Ontology annotation, cellular component: U4/U6 x U5 tri-snRNP complex; catalytic step 2 spliceosome. The record is from RefSeq and is a predicted model, not a curated record. The transcript is spliced from 4 exons. Gene Ontology annotation, biological process: mRNA splicing, via spliceosome; spliceosomal tri-snRNP complex assembly. Gene Ontology annotation, molecular function: protein binding.
UUUAUACGAUCCAAAACGAUUUUAAAAACGUUUCGAGUUUUCGUACUUUUGCGUAAUUCACAUAACAUCAGUAUCAUCAGUUAAGCAUUGCUAGUCUCUUAAAUAGUUUACGAUGGCCCACAUACCGGCUACUUCAUUAGGUAGCAAAAGUAAGAAGCAUUUUCUUGGAGUCCCUGCGCCUCUCGGCUAUGUGGCUGGCGUUGGCCGUGGUGCCACUGGAUUUACUACUCGUUCGGAUAUUGGUCCAGCGCGAGAUGCUAACGAUGUUUCGGAUGAUCGACAUGCUCCUCCAGCGGCCAAACGGAAAAAGAAAGAAGAAGAGGAAGAAGACGAUGAAGAUUUAAAUGAUUCCAAUUACGAUGAAUUCAGUGGUUACAGUGGGUCACUUUUCUCUAAAGAUCCCUAUGACAAAGAUGACGCCGAAGCAGAUGCUAUCUAUGAGAACAUCGAUAAACGCAUGGAUGAAAAGCGUAAAGAGUAUCGUGAAAAACGGCUAAAGGAAGACCUGGAGCGAUAUCGGCAAGAGAGGCCGAAGAUUCAGCAACAGUUUUCUGAUCUGAAACGAAGCUUAAUAAUGGUCUCGGAGGAUGAGUGGGCUAAUUUACCGGAAGUUGGCGAUAGCCGCAACAAAAAGCAACGCAAUCCAAGAGCAGAGAAGUUUACUCCGUUGCCAGAUAGCGUAUUAUCAAGGAAUUUGGGUGGAGAAACUGCGAGCACCAUCGAUGCACGUUCAGGACUUGCUUCGAUGAUACCUGGAGUGGCAACGCCCGGAAUGCUUACUCCCAGUGGAGAUUUGGACUUGAGAAAAAUUGGCCAAGCCAGAAAUACAUUGAUGAAUGUAAAGCUGUCGCAGGUAUCGGAUUCUGUAGCCGGACAAACUGUUGUAGAUCCAAAGGGUUAUUUGACUGAUCUGCAAAGUAUGAUACCCACGUAUGGUGGAGAUAUUAACGAUAUAAAGAAAGCACGUCUGCUUCUGAAAAGUGUGCGCGAAACUAAUCCCAACCAUCCUCCUGCCUGGAUUGCCAGUGCUCGUUUGGAGGAGGUUACAGGAAAAGUGCAGAUGGCACGCAAUUUGAUUAUGCGUGGAUGUGAAGUUAAUCCGUUGAGUGAAGAUCUGUGGUUGGAGGCUGCAAGAUUACAGCCCCCCGAUACAGCCAAGGGAGUCAUAGCGCAAGCGGCCAGACAUAUACCAACGUCUGUCAGAAUAUGGAUCAAGGCAGCAGACUUGGAAACGGAAGCCAAAGCAAAGAGGCGUGUUUUUCGUAAGGCGUUGGAACAUAUUCCUAACUCAGUGCGAUUGUGGAAAGCAGCAGUGGAGCUAGAGAAUCCAGAGGAUGCAAAGAUUUUGCUUUCAAGAGCUGUAGAAUGCUGUAAUACCAGUGUUGAAUUGUGGUUGGCGUUAGCACGUUUGGAAACAUAUGAAAAUGCUCGAAAAGUGUUGAAUAAAGCUCGAGAGAAUAUCCCGACUGAUCGACAGAUUUGGACAACUGCCGCCAAAUUAGAGGAAGCAAAUGGUAAUAAUCAUAUGGUUGAGAAAAUUAUCGACCGUGCUUUGACCUCACUGAGUGCAAAUGGGGUAGAGAUCAAUCGAGACCAAUGGCUGCAGGAGGCGAUGGAGGCGGAAAAAUCUGGCGCAAUCAAAUGCUGCCAGGCUAUUGUGAAAGCCGUAAUUGGAGUCGGAAUCGAUGAAGAAGAUCGUAAACAAACUUGGAUUGAUGAUGCCGAUCAUUGCGCCAAGGAGGGAGCGUUUGAGUGUGCCCGGGCCGUAUACACAUUUGCAUUGUCAGAAUUUCCAUCCAAAAAGAGCAUCUGGUUACGAGCAGCUUAUUUUGAAAAAAAUCACGGUACACGUGAAAGUUUAGAAGCAAUAUUACAGAAAGCGGUGGCUCACUGUCCUAAAUCGGAAGUCCUAUGGUUAAUGGGAGCCAAAUCCAAGUGGAUGGCCGGAGACGUGCCGGCUGCGCGCGGUAUUCUAUCACUUGCUUUUCAGGCUAAUCCCAAUUCAGAAGACAUUUGGCUGGCUGCAGUAAAGUUAGAAUCCGAAAAUUCGGAGUACGAACGCGCUAGACGAUUGCUCGCUAAGGCGAGAGCUUCGGCGCCAACACCAAGGGUUAUGAUGAAGUCUGCCAAGUUAGAGUGGGCGCUUAACAAUCUUGAAGAUGCUUUAGGCUUGCUAGAAGACGCCGUUAAAGUAUUUCCGGAUUUCGCUAAACUAUGGAUGAUGAAAGGACAGAUUGAAGAACAGAAGAAAUUACUGGAACGCGCAGUGGAGACCUAUAAUGCUGGAUUGAAGAAAUGUCCUAAUUCGAUCCCACUUUGGAUUUUACUGUCCAGCUUAGAAGAAAGAAGAAAGUUGCUUACUAAAGCUCGCUCAGUACUGGAACGAGGUCGUCUGAAGAAUCCCAAAAAUCCAACACUUUGGUUAGCUGCUAUCCGUAUUGAGAUACGGGCUGGUCUGAAAGACAUGGCAAACACCCUAAUGGCGAGAGCUUUACAGGAUUGUCCUAAUGCCGGUGAGCUGUGGGCUGAGGCCAUAUUUCUGGAGGCCCGACCACAGCGCAAAUCGAAGUCCGUAGAUGCUCUAAAGAAAUGUGAACACGAUCCGCAUGUGCUGCUGUCGGUUUCGAAACUAUUUUGGAGCGAAAGAAAAAUACAGAAAUGUCGCGAUUGGUUCAAUCGUACAAUAAAAAUCGACCCGGAUUUUGGCGACGCUUGGGCCUAUUUCUACAAGUUCGAACUCCAACAUGGUACUGAACAGCAGCAGAACGAACUGGUUGAGCGAUGUGUAACUGCGGAACCGAAACACGGCGAAGACUGGUGCCGAGUUAGUAAGGAUAUUGCCAACUGGUGUUUAAAAACGGACGAAGUGCUCAAGGCGGUGGUGAAAAUUUUGCCUACACCAAUUUAAAGCGUGUAAGUGAAAUUUACUAAAGUUGUUCGAUAUAAAAUACAAUAGUCUUUUCUUAAAAAAUCGUUCGCAUUAUCAUUUCGACCUUAACCUCUAUUUCACCAAUGCCACCAGGGCGAACCGGUUGAGAAGAAUUUAGUGAAGUGAACGUAAUAGUGACUUUGACUAACAAAUAGCUUAUAGCGACAGUCCUGUUAAGCUUUUCCUCAA